AUGACUACGACUGAGAGUAAAAGCUUAGGUGAAGCCAAGAAAGAGAACAAAGAAGGGGAAGCCGUGAAGAAGAAAGAACAACAACACCCACUUUCUGAAUCACAACGAUCAAUCUCUUUUGACUCUUCUCAUUACACACCACCCAAAAAAUCUCCUACAGCACCAACACUUCAUUCUCACAUGCAUGGUCACCACUCUAUGAGUGAUGAUGGGGACCUUCAAAUGGUGGUGGCCAACCAGUCUCAUUCUCACUCUUCAGUCCAUGAUGAUGGGGCCAACGUUUCAAUUGUUAAGGAAUUAGAGCCAAAGAUGGUGAAGAACAUCGGUGAAAUUGAAGAAGGAUCAAAGAAAGAGGGUAAGUUAUGCUUUGUUGUUUUGUUGGGACUAAGGAUUGCUGCUUUUUUGCUGUGUAAGAUAGCUUUCUCGGUGUUGGCUUCUGAUAACCAAAAGAUUUUCGGUCGAAUGCCAUCUCCUUAUUGGCAAGGGUUCUAUCAGGAAGUCUUGUAUGAGCUUCACUGGUAUUACUAUUGGGAAUUCAAGUACUGCUUGUCAGUAAAUGUGAUUGCUUUUGUGUAUUCUUUGUUGCAAAUAUGUGAUCUAGUGAAGUACUUGGUCACUAAAAGACACACUCUGGAUCCUAAGCUGCGGGGUUACUUCAACAUUGCAAUGGAUCAGGCCAUGGCAUAUCUUCUAAUAUCAGCAGCAUCAUCAGCUGCCACUAGAACCCAUGACUGGAAAAACAAUACUGGGAUUGCAUACAAGUUCGUGACAAUGGCCAACGCAUCUAUUGUUUUCUCCUUCUUUGCAUUUGUGGCCUUCGUCUCUUCCUCAAUUGUUUCUGGCUUCAUCCUUUGUAGAUUUAACUAG
This is a messenger RNA of Abrus precatorius (Indian licorice), 867 nucleotides long. RefSeq names its product CASP-like protein N24. The coding region runs from base 1 to 867 and encodes 288 amino acids. Lineage: Eukaryota; Viridiplantae; Streptophyta; Magnoliopsida; Fabales; Fabaceae. The record is from RefSeq and is a predicted model, not a curated record. The transcript has 3 exons.